Molecule: messenger RNA, 1669 nt
Organism: Stegostoma tigrinum
Lineage: Eukaryota; Metazoa; Chordata; Chondrichthyes; Orectolobiformes; Stegostomatidae
Gene: fam221a
Product: family with sequence similarity 221 member A
Exons: 7
Coding region: 63-998 (311 amino acids)
Source: RefSeq, a predicted model, not a curated record
GUACCCUCUUCACCCUCGUGUCCUUCUGGUUGCUGGGUGAUCCGUUGCUCAGCAACAGGCGGAUGGAGCGGAUCAGUUUGAACGAGGAGGCGGCGGCCGCUGUCGAUUCUUAUGUCGAAUAUCGGAGAAUUGUUGGUGAAGAUGAUGGUGGCACCCUUUUCACACCAGAGGAGUACGAAAGGUAUAAGAAGGAAGUAUUGCCAAUACGAUUGCGAAAUCGAUUGUUUGUCAGCUGGACAUCACCCAAUGGCAUUGACUGCAAAUUAGUUGGUCCAGAAACACACUGUUUUUGCAGACACAGAUAUAAACAGCACAAAACAGAUUUCAAAGAAAUUCCAACAGAGCGUCCAAUCUUGCUCCCCUGCAGAGUAACAGGUUGUCGGUGUAUCUCCUACAAUUAUGUGCCACUGAAUGGAACUCAGCCAAUUCGUUGCCGGUGCAAACAUUUUGCAGAUGAUCAUGAUGAAAUGGUACCAUAUAAAUGCCAAAAAUGUGCAGGAUGUUCUGGAUUUCACAGUUCCUUUACCUGUGGCUGUACCCACCCAACAUAUGCUCAUACAAUGAUCGUUGAGACUAAAGAAGAACGUUUGGCUCGAGGACGAUCGGUAGGACCAGAUGUUCCCUAUGCCGCCAUGGGAGGACUCACUGGAUUUAAUGCAUUAGCAGAAGGAUAUAUGCGACUAGACUCAAGUGGAAUCGGGUCACCAAGUAAUGAAGUUCUUGAUGCACCUUCUACUUCGAUGGAUCAUCCUUUUCUGAGAGCUUAUGGACCGCAAAUGGAUGCAAUAAAUGCUGGACGCUCUCCAGAUGAUGUUUAUGGUUUAAGUCGAUUCGCUCAUCUUCCCACAGCUGAGGAACGAGACAUGGCUUACUUUGAAAGCCAGUAUCAAGAACGGCUCAAGAUGGAAAAGGCUGCCGCUAAGGGACAGAAAAAAAUUCCUGCACCUAAAGGUGAAACUUCACAAAUUCCAAAACCAACAAGGCGAUCAAAGCACUAAAAGUCAAAGAACAUGCAUGCAUUUAGAUGUCUUUCCCUUUAUCAAUCACAUAAGAUACAUUAUUGAUGUCACGAUACCAUUCUACUUGCACUCCAUAUUUCAAACCAUCACUGUCAUCAGUUUAUGAUCUGAAUAUCAUGAACAUACGUAUCUUUGACAUUGUCAUCCUCCUACAAAUAAACACCUUGGAGAUGAAAAGUAUAAAUUGCUUCACAACGUCUACGCAGUUGUUUCUGAGGAACAGAUCAUUUUUGGCAUUUUUAACAUGAUAAUAUUUUUUGGGAUAAAUAUCUUCAGGACAAAGAAAUGUGCCAAAAGUAUUGCCAAUUGGGAGGUAAAUUAAAUUAAAUAGGAAUUUGAUCUGUGGGCCUCUACUGUUAUUCACAUUCAAUAAGAGGCAAAUUCCCAAUGACUAAUAGCAAUAAGCAAGUUAUCUCUUCUACAGCUGAAGAAGUUAUGGCAAAGGAAUAAUGGGAAAAUUUGGAAAAAAAAUUUUGAAAGGUAAAGUAGAAAAUGGUGCUUCAAAGCAGACUUUGCACCUGAACGAGUAACUUGUCUGGUCUCUCCAGUUACUAGUUCACCUGUAUCAGCCACAACUUCCCCUGGCUUCUCUCAGCCACCCUUUACCCCAAGCUCAAUCUCACCACUACCUGGGCUCUUAGUGCCUGGCG